AGCUAUCUUUCAAAGGGCCUACUCUCUAGCCAAAAAAAAUAAAAAUCAUACUCUGUUCUUUUGUUUUUAAGAGUUCAUGGAAGGUGACAUUGGUAGCUAUUUUUGGCGUCUUCAAAUCAAGAAAAGGGGAUCAUGACUACUAAUUAAUUAGCAAAUUAAACAAAGGUUCAUUUAUGGAUAAUCAGAGUUCUAAUUGUCCAUCUCAAAAUUUCACACAAAAUCACACAAAUAAACCAAUUUCAUCCUUCUUAGGUUCUCCAAGAAUCUUUAAUGGCCUUUUGACCAGAAGUUUAUCUGAUAUCGGGACUAUUCGAACAAGUCGGGAUCGACUAUAUGAUACUGAAAUUAUCAGUAGCCCAAAUUCCCUUCUUGAUGACAUGCAAAAUCUUAAUAUUGGGAAUCCUUUUGGUUAUGAUAGAAAAUCACCAAACCCCAUCACUAAAAAUCCUCCAACUAUUAAUACAACUCCAAAAAUCAUGCCUCGAUUUCAAACAAGUCAGGAUCAACUGUAUGAUGUUGAAUGCAUUGUUAACUCAAAUUCAACACUUGAUGGCAUGCAAAAUCACAAUCUUGGAAGCCCUUUUGGUUAUGAUAGAAAACCACCAAACCCCUUCACUAAAAGACCUCCAAAUAACGAACUGAAAUCAGAAAUUAUCACGUCUCAGUUUCAAACAAGUCUUAGUUACGAUAGAAAAUCACAAAACCCCAUCACUAAAAAGCAUCCAAAUAGCAAAAUGGAAUCAGAAAGUAUUGGACUUGCUCUUAUUGAUCCUAAAGUAACUAGUGAAAAGUUCCAUGUCCUAUUUGGAGCAAAGUUAAAAAUAGAAAUCCCUUGUUCAAUAAUUGAGGUGAAAAAUAAUACUUGUGAGGAUUUAGAUGAAAUGGAGAGUUCAGAGGACUACACUUGUGUGAUUACUCAUGGUCCUAAUCCAAAAACAACUCAUAUAUUUGAUAAUUGCAUCAUUGAGAGGUGUUGUGGAGUUAGAAAGUUUAGGGAGAAUUCUUGCAAAGUUGAUCAUAUAAAGGGCAAAGACAUCUAACAUGUAAGUGCGUGUAUGAGAAAUAAAUCCUCCUUUUUCUUGUUUGUACGUUUAUAAUUUUUUCUAGAUCGGAUUUUGUUGAAUCGAGGAUGUAUCGAAAAUAACCUCUUCUAAAGUAGAGGUGAAGUCUACCUAGCUAUAUUCUAUUAUCAGUAUUAGAAAUGGAAGUUUUUUUCGACUG
Molecule: messenger RNA, 1221 nt
Organism: Solanum lycopersicum (tomato)
Lineage: Eukaryota; Viridiplantae; Streptophyta; Magnoliopsida; Solanales; Solanaceae
Source: RefSeq, a predicted model, not a curated record